AUGAUUCACCAAUGUCUUUCUAAGCCUACAUCAAUCUCUUCUCCUUCUCCUUUUUCAAUCUCGACAUUUCUUCAUCCACGUCCUUACUUUUCCAAUUACGAAAAUUGCUCUUUUCCUUCAUCCUCUUCUUCAAAAUCGCAUGCGAGAAUUGCUAUUAGGUGUGAAUCUUUGGAGUUAAAGAAUGAUAAGGUGGUAGAGGUGGAAUCGAAGCCUGAAUUACCCAUGAAUGACAAUUAUUCAUCAUCAUCAGCUGCCUCGAAUGGUAAUUCAAAUCCGUAUCCGGGAGGCAUGGGUCCGUACACCGGUAGAGAUCCCAAUGUGAAGAAGCCCCAGUGGCUGCGCCAGAAAGCGCCACAAGGCCACAGAUAUGAGGAGGUCAAGGAAUCUCUGUCUCGUUUGAAUCUCAACACUGUCUGCGAAGAAGCCCAAUGCCCCAAUAUAGGAGAGUGCUGGAAUGGAGGUGGGGAUGGUAUAGCCACAGCCACCAUCAUGCUUCUUGGGGAUACUUGCACACGUGGCUGCAGAUUUUGUGCAGUCAAAACCAGCAGGAACCCUGCCCCACCUGAUCCUAUGGAACCUGAGAAUACUGCUAAGGCUAUUGCUAGUUGGGGAGUUGAUUAUAUUGUUCUAACCAGUGUCGAUCGAGAUGAUCUACCUGAUGGUGGGUCUGGUCAUUUUGCUGAAACUGUUAAAGCUAUGAAGAGACUUAAUCCUGAGAUUAUGGUUGAGUGCUUGACUUCUGAUUUUCGCUGUGACUUAAAUGCCGUAUCAACUUUGACACACUCAGGACUAGACGUUUUUGCACACAACGUUGAGACUGUGAAACGCCUUCAGCGAAUCGUAAGAGAUCCCCGUGCUGGGUGA
Molecule: messenger RNA, 864 nt
Organism: Ilex paraguariensis (yerba mate)
Lineage: Eukaryota; Viridiplantae; Streptophyta; Magnoliopsida; Aquifoliales; Aquifoliaceae
Source: the annotation of a GenBank genome assembly